This is a messenger RNA of Parnassius mnemosyne (clouded apollo), 1746 nucleotides long. NCBI's taxonomy places the organism in Eukaryota, Metazoa, Arthropoda, Insecta, Lepidoptera, Papilionidae. The record is from the annotation of a GenBank genome assembly.
AUGAGAGCACCAGAAAUUAUAAUAAAAUUGAUUCAAGGGUAUCGCAUACCUUUCUUUCAAAAGCCUCCGCUUGUUUACCCAAAUGUUAUAAAAAACCCUUUUCAAACUCCUGUCUCAGAGGUUAUGUCGGGAAUUGUACAAGAUAUGAAGAAACAGGGCAUUUUAAAAGUUGCUCCAAAUGCACCAAGCUUCAUCUCUCCUCUAUUUCUGGUGCCAAAAUCCGACGGCUCACUUCGGCCGAUAUUCAACCUCAGGGCGCUCAACGAGUAUGUGAUAGCAAAACCUUUUCACCUAAUAAACAUAAAUCGAAUUCCAGAUUUUCUUCAACACCAGGACUGGAUGUGCAAAGUAGACUUGUCUCAGGCCUACUUUCAUUUACAAAUAAAAGAGUCACAAAGACGAUUCCUUCGCAUUAUAUACAACCAAGAAUUACUAGAAAUGACUUGCCUUCCGUUCGGCCUAAGUUCGGCUCCGAGAACCUUUUCUAUACUCACAAAUUGGUUAGCGCAAUCGCUAAGGGAAAAGUACAAUAUAAGAAUCCUAGUUUAUCUGGACGAUUUCUUAAUAGCACAUCAAAAUGUUUGCACGCUACAGGAACAUGUAGAACUUGCAGUAAAAACCUUGCAAAAACUGGGAUGGCGAAUAAACUUCGAGAAAUCGAUUAUUUGUCCACAAAAGUCUAUAACCUAUUUAGGAGUACUUUGGGAUCCUUGGAAAAAAUCAAAAAUCUCUUCCGAGAGAAAAAACUGUCACGUUAAUCAAAAAAUUAAGUCGUGCCUUAGAAAGAAAAAAGCUAAGCUUAAAGGAAUUGCAGAGCGUAGUAGGUGUCUUGAAUUUUGCCAGUUUUGUUGUUCCAAGAGGCCGGCUCCAUCAUCGAAGCUUAUUAAUGUUUAUGAACACUGUAUUAAAGCACCCACAGAAGAUGCACACCUUACCAGAAGAAGCCCGGCAAGAGUUGAAGUGGUGGAUUCACAAUUGCCAGUCGUCGACGCUCCUACAUUACCCGCCACCAAAAAACUUUUUAGCUACAGAUGCAUCGGACCAAGCGUGGAGAGCACAAUUGAACAAUAUGGCUCUCUCGGGCACUUGGAGAGAGGAAGAGCAAGCUCAAUCCUUAUACAGAGCGACAACAAGACUGCAGUCGCUCAUCUUCGAAAAGAAGGAGGUACGAAAUCAAAACCGUUAAUGGAAAUAACCUACAAGAUUUUGAAUUUGCUGGAUCGACAUCAAAUACAUUUCAGCAUACACUAUAUCCCCGGCAAACACAACAACCAUGCCGAUCACUUAUCGUGUCAUCGCCAUCCUCCAGAAUGGCACCUACUACCAUCUUGUGUGGAGACGGUGUUCGCAAAAUGGGGAACCCCGGUGAUAGAUCUGUUUGCAUCGAAGAUGGCUCAUGUAGUGUACAACUAUGUAUCACGAGAUGUGAAAGAUACUCAAGCCCUAUUUCACGACGCGUUCAGUACUCCAUGGAACUACCCGCUUGCGUGGGUAUUCCCACCACCCUUUCUAGUUCCCAAAGUCUUAGCCCACCUGAAUCAAUCGACAGGAAUAUUUCUGUUAGUCGUUCCCAGAUGGGAAAAGGUAUUCUGGCGCGCGGACCUCAAAGUUCGGGCACUCGCAGCACCGAUGUCAUUGAAAAACCUUCAGAAUCACCUAGUCGACACAUCAACGGGACACCCACCACCGAAUGUGGAGAACAUCAUACUCGAGGUAUGGAAAUGUGGGGGUGGUCCAAGGAGGUAG